Messenger RNA from Symbiodinium pilosum, 768 nucleotides. The record is from the annotation of a GenBank genome assembly. Lineage: Eukaryota; Dinophyceae; Suessiales; Symbiodiniaceae.
AUGCAACUUCAUAGCAGCGCUACUGGCAGAUCAGCUGAGGUUAGCGGACAGUCUGCCAACCCCUUCUGCCCUGCAGAGAGCGCGGAAGAAGAAGACUGGUCUGCCAGCGAGGCAGCCGGCAGCGAAGCUGAGUUUGACUAUCGACAGUACAGGUAUCGCGAGGUGCUUGCUCGCAAGGAGGUUCCUGAAACUGGUGCGCGAAGAAGAAUUCGGCGCGGAAAUCGCUCAGCUCACACAGAAGCGACUUCCGAUGACGACGGUAUAAAUGCGGUCAACGCAUGGCCACUUUCUGAUGGCCAGUCCGAGCUUUGCAUUGCGAGCUGGGGCAGAUUGCUUUCAGAUGGGGAGGACAACGUGGAAGUCGCUUGUGAUGAGGAACUCCAAAGAGUUGCCAGUGUUUUGAUCCAGUUUUAUGGGCUUUGCCAUAAAGCCGUAAAGUUCAAAGGAUCCGUUCCCAACGUGCUCAUCGUCUCGCAGGAGGCAUGGAGGUGCAGGGAGAGAAGAGACAGCCAAGCUGAGGAACCGCCAGUUCUUUGGAUCAGAGGUGGCCGUGUCUAUGACUUUCACGGUGACCGCGGCACAGUGGCAGAAUUUGAGAACGAUCUGCUUGUGCGGCAAGUGGAAGAUGAUGCUAUAUGUCGCCAAAGGCGACAGAAGCAAGGGCUCAUGCCCUUUCCAUUUGCAGCGUUACCGAUCAAGGAGAAGGUUGUUGAGGAGCCAGACGACCCAGAACCUGCCGCUGGACGUGACGUCAGAAGGCGAGUCUGA